This is a messenger RNA of Schizosaccharomyces japonicus yFS275, 903 nucleotides long. RefSeq names its product nuclear envelope protein Brr6/Brl1. NCBI's taxonomy places the organism in Eukaryota, Fungi, Ascomycota, Schizosaccharomycetes, Schizosaccharomycetales, Schizosaccharomycetaceae. The transcript is spliced from 2 exons. Gene Ontology annotation, biological process: nuclear envelope organization; lipid homeostasis. The coding region runs from base 1 to 903 and encodes 300 amino acids. Gene Ontology annotation, cellular component: nuclear membrane; nuclear envelope. The record is from RefSeq and is a predicted model, not a curated record.
AUGGAUGUUCUUAUGGAUAUAGAAAAUGAGUACAAUUGUACUGUUCCAACGACGUCUCAAAUGAAUGGUUGUGCUGUUCCCUUUUCACCAUUUGAAAAGGCUGAAGCCCAGAACGAAGAUGUGCCAAUGCCGGAUGCAAAUAAAAAACGAGAUGAAAAUGUAGUUGCCGAGUCUCGCAAGCGUACGAAAGAAAACAAGACAAAUGAGAAACAGCAAAACAUGGAUGGGAGCCAGAAAAUUGACACUCAAACUAAUAAAAAUGGAAAUUAUCGGCGGAACAGAAGAAGAAGAAAUAGUCGUUUCCAUAACCAAAACCAAGUCUCACUAAAUUAUGGCCCCCAAUCUCUUCAAUAUGCUACCAAUGCUGAUCCAAAGGAGUGGCUACGAGUGCAUAAAGACUUACCUUUAAUCAUCUGCAAUUACCUACAACUUAUAUUUAACAUUUGUGUGGUCUCCAUUCUUAUAUACAUUUUGUUUGCUUUUGUCCUCACAAUAAAACAUGAUGUUAAGCAAAAGGCACACGAGCAAUUGUCAGAGAUUACAGCCGUUAUUAAGGAUUGUGAGAAAAGUUAUAACAUAAAUCAAUGUUAUCUUCCAAAUCCCCUGCCCGGAAUCAGGGACCAAUGCAAGGAAUGGAAUGAUUGCAGACACCGUGAAGUUUACGGUAUAAGCUAUUCCAAACUUGCUGCACAAACAUUUGCGGAAAUUGUCAACACCUUCACGGAAACCAUAUCGUAUAAGACUAUGCUGUUUGUAUUGCUGCUUGUAUUUGGUGGUCUCUUCGUUUCCAAUUACGCAUUAACUUUGUACCGGGGAAAGCACUUGCAGCAUCUGCAGACCCAAGGAUUAAUAUACAAGGAAGGACCUCCAUACCGGGAUCUGACAAUAGCAAAGAAGGACUAG